CGCGCUGUGGAAAACAUGCGGCUCGGGGGACCCCCCCGCAGCGCCCGCUCGGGGCAGAGACCUGAGAGGGCCCGGGGUUGUCGAGGCCAUGUGCAGUUUGGCAAGUGCCCCCAGAGGCCGCUAAGCCGCACCAGAUGCCCCUCUCCCAAGCCCUCCGUGUCGCCGGCGGUUCGCGGCUACGCUCGGCAGAGGCGCCGCGAAUCUCCCAAGCGCAUCUGGACGGCAGCCCUGCUCCCUUACGGGGGCUGCUUCAGGGCGAGCCGUCAGCGCUCCUCGGAAGGCCGAUGCCCCACCUCUUACAGCCCCGCCGCGGCUCCGGCCGCGAAGAGCCACGCCCCCCCAGACCCCAAACCCCCAGUGGCCCGAGAGUCAGGCACCGGGGGCGGUUCCUGGCGAGAGAAGGCGGACGCUUAUGAGAAGGUGCUUCCGGGUCAGAGAGUGUGCAAGAUGGCGGCGCCCAUGGAGCUAUUCUGCUGGUCAGGGGGCUGGGGAUUGCCGUCGGUGGACCUGGAUAGUCUGGCCGUGCUGACCUAUACCAGAUUUACAGGUGCUCCGCUGACGGUACACAAGAUCAGCAAUCCCUGGCAGAGCCCUUCAGGAACUCUGCCUGCUCUUCGAACCAGUAAUGGGAAAGUCAUCACAGCACCACACAAGAUCAUCACCCAUCUUCGGAAAGAGAAGUAUAACGCCGACUAUGACCUGUCAGCUCGGCAAGGAGCAGAUACCCUAGCCUUCAUGUCUCUGCUGGAGGAGAAGCUACUCCCUGUGCUGAUCCAUACUUUUUGGAUAGAUGCCAAGAACUAUGUGGAAGUGACCCGAAAGUGGUAUGCAGAGGCUAUGCCCUUUCCCCUCAACUUCUUCCUGCCUGGCCGCAUGCAGCGCCAGUACAUGGAGCGGCUGCAGCUGCUGUGUGGCGAGCACAAAUCAGAGAGCGAGGAGGAACUGGAAAAAGAGCUGUAUCAAGAGGCUCGGGAGUGCCUAACCCUUCUCUCUCAGCGUCUGGGCUCUCAGAAGUUCUUCUUUGGAGAUGCCCCUGCCUCCCUGGACGCUUUCGUUUUCAGCCAUCUGGUCCUGCUGCUGCAGGCAAAGUUGCCCAGCGGGAAGCUGCAGGCCCACCUGCGGGGGCUACACAACCUCUGUGUCUACUGCACCCACAUCCUCAACCUCUACUUUCCCCGGGAUGGAGCUGAGGUGCCACCUCCACGCCAGACACCAGCAGGCCCUGAGACCGAGGAGGAGCCAUACCGGCGCCGGACCCAGAUUCUGUCUGUGCUGGCAGGGCUGGCAGCCAUGGUGGGCUAUGCCCUGCUCAGUGGCAUUGUGUCUAUCCAGCGGACAAGCCCUGCUCGGGCCCCGGGCCCCCGGGCCUUGGGCCUGGCUGAGGAGGAGGAGGAGGACUGAGGCGCUCCUGUCCUAGGACUGAUUUUCUACUCGUGCAUUCCAGGUGUCCCUCGUCUCCCCACGCUUGGAGCAGCCAAAAGUGGGGCGCUGUCCUCAGAAUAAAAUUGUUUACACUAA
Messenger RNA from Apodemus sylvaticus (European woodmouse), 1518 nucleotides. It is a transcript of the gene Mtx1, whose product is annotated as metaxin 1. The coding region runs from base 16 to 1401 and encodes 461 amino acids. The record is from RefSeq and is a predicted model, not a curated record. Gene Ontology annotation, cellular component: SAM complex. The transcript has 8 exons. Lineage: Eukaryota; Metazoa; Chordata; Mammalia; Rodentia; Muridae. Gene Ontology annotation, biological process: mitochondrion organization.